Messenger RNA from Bombyx mori (domestic silkworm), 4880 nucleotides. RefSeq names its product trypsin-3. Gene Ontology annotation, molecular function: serine-type endopeptidase activity. The transcript has 12 exons. The record is from RefSeq and is a predicted model, not a curated record. Gene Ontology annotation, biological process: proteolysis. Bases 382 to 1839 code for a protein of 485 amino acids. NCBI's taxonomy places the organism in Eukaryota, Metazoa, Arthropoda, Insecta, Lepidoptera, Bombycidae.
CCAAUGUUUUUAUCGGCUACUCGCGUGUCGUGUUAAUGUGGAUAGUCUCAGCGAAAUAUCGAUUGCUAAUUGUUUAAUAAAAUGAUUUAUUUCUUAUAAAUUCGACCGGCUCCGAAUCGGUAACAAUGAACUUUAAUAGAACGUCGUUAACGUAACGCUGUGCUGAUAACUAUCUCGGCGUGUAUAGGAUAGCGUGUAUCGCGCGGUUGUCAGUCGGCGCGCGCGCACUCUCCACGGUGGUACGCGAGUCGCUGCUAUCUGUAAAACUUCGUAAAUCGAAAUCGUUAUCACUGAACUCAUGUUGUACCUCCUAAAUAUAAAGCCACUUCUCUGAGAUGCUGGUUUCUAAUGGAGUUCUAAAAACAAGAAAUUAAGAGUACGAUGUGGAUACGACCUGCAAUCAUUUUAAAUUUAAUCACCAUCGAAUUUUCUUUAACUAAUUAUAUAGAAAACGAUCCGAUAUCGACCGAGGGGCAUGCGAAUUUAUUUGACAUGAAAACAUCUAAAAAGUAUCAAAAUAUUAGAUUGAUGGAACCAAAAAAAGGAAUUCAUUUAAAUCGACCUUCAUAUUCGCCGUGGACUCGAUGGAGUGUAUGCCAAGAAGGUCGUAAGACCCGGAGGCGACAUUGUGUACUUAAAAGAGUGUGUGGGGACUCCUUACGCGUUCAAGUUUCAAGAUGUAGACAACGCAACAGGGGUCGAAAGAAGAUGACACAAAACACAAAGUUCGGAAAUUACAUGAUUAUACCUCAAAGACGUCAGUUAGAUUCCGAAGAUGUGCAGAAACGAUUCCGUGGAUUCUCGCAGUGGAGCUCAUGGACUAAUUGUUCUCGCAAAUGUACAACUGUAAGAAGAAGGCGAUGCAUGAAACGGUCAAUUUGCGGUCGUAAAAUUGUAAAGCACUCGGCGUACUGCUAUUUGGAAGGGAGUUUCUGUCACACGUGGAUACGAAACAGAAUGCAGAAGCGGCAGGACCCAGGGCGUGCAGUAUUACAAGCCAUGCCUCCACCGGCUCCGGCGAUACAUCACGAAGAUUACCGAAUGGCUCCGACUGCCCACUCCUGUGGUCGACUAGGACGGUAUCGAGGCUCUGUAGCCGCGAGGUACAGGGGACGUAUGAGAGACAUGAUCCGGAUCAUCGGAGGAAGGCCGGCGCCGCCUGGUAAAUGGCCGUGGCAGGUUGCCGUUCUAAAUCGAUUUAAGGAGGCGUUUUGUGGCGGGACCCUCGUUUCGCUUCGCUGGGUGGUGACAGCAGCUCAUUGCGUGCGGCGACGGCUUUACGUGCGCUUGGGUGAGCACGACCUGCUCCUGCGGAACUACGGGGAACUGGAGAUGAAGGUCACCGAAGCAGUCGUACAUCCUCGAUACGACCCUGACACGGUCAUCAACGAUGUCGCCAUGCUCCGAUUACCGACGUCCGCCCGCCCCGACCUUGGUCACGGGAUAGCUUGCCUUCCGAAUCCACACCAGUCUCUCCCUCCGCAUACAUCCUGCAUAAUACUCGGGUGGGGUAAGAAGCGGCCCACAGAUGUCCACGGUACGAGGGUGUUGCACGAAGCGCAGGUUUCGACAAUACAGCAAGGCGUAUGUCGUCGCUCGUACUGGCAAUACGCCAUCACAGACGACAUGGUGUGUGCGGGACGCGGGCGGCGUGAUUCGUGCGCAGGGGACUCCGGCGGACCGCUGCUUUGUCGGGACCGCUCCAAUAGAUACGUCUUACAGGGCAUUACCAGUUUCGGAGACGGAUGCGGGAAGCGUGGGAAGUACGGCAUAUACACGAGAACUGCUGGUUACGUCACUUGGAUUAAAGACGUAAUGAAUAGCAAAUACUUCGAUUGAAAUCGAUCUGAAGAUAGUCUUUUUGCUUUGAGAGAUAACGUGACUAUGAAGUGGUAUACUCACCAUUCGGCAUUGCCUAAUUAGGCACACUAUAAAAUAUUUAAGGACACGCUUGUUUUGGUUUAAGUGUUUCAGAUUCGGGAAAGUUUUAACGAAAAUGUAUAUUAUAUCUAAUUUAAUUUGGGGUCGUAAUAUUCUCAGUGCGAUUUCCAUUUCAGUACUAAUUAAUCUCUAGUUACAAAUACGUAUACCUAUCCGAGACGAGGCUGCAACAGAAUCUUGUUACUAAUGACUUUGUUACCUAAUCCGCGUCGGUAUCUUUGAAUAUAGCCAUAGAAUAUGCUAUUAUAUGAUGUGGAUAAAACACUAUUUUAUCUAUAAAUUGUAACUGAUGCUAUAGCAGUGAUGAUAUUCGAUUGGCAGCUGAGAAUCUCAUUUUCCACAGAGAAAGUGGUUUACAAGCGCUUAAAGUUUUUUUUUUAAUUUUUUUAUUGCUUAUGCGGUUGGACGAACUCACAGCCCACCUGGUGUUAAGCGGUUAUCGGAGCCCAUAGACAUCUACAACGUAAAUGCCGCCACCCACCUUGAGAUAUAAGUUCUAAGGUCUCAGUAUAGUAAUAACAGCUGCCCCACCCUUCAAACCGAAACACAUUACUGCUUCACAGCAGAAAUAAGUAGGGUGGUGGUACCUACCCGUGCGGACUCACAAGAGGUCUUACCACAAGUAAUAAUGCAAAUUAUAAUUUUGCGGGUUUCAUUUUUAUUACACGAUGUUAUUCCUUCACCGUAGAAGUAAAUCGUGAACAUUUGUUAAGUACGUAUUUCACUAGCUCUAGCAAGAGCAGUGCUUCGCAAAAUCUACUACCGGAUCGGAAUCGCGACCAAAUAAGAAAAUCCGGCGAGAGCAAUUCUCGACCGCCAAUGGACGAUAAUGUAAACAAUAACAUUAUAUUAGAAAGGCACUAAACAUAACGUCUAGUCGAUGACUGUUUGUACACUGCGUUUGGAAUGCAUUAUAAAUUAUUGGUGGUUUGAAAUCGAUUUUUUCUAUUUACGCAUGUUUAUACUUUAAACGAAGUUACAUUUUAAAACCCAAGAGGUUAGUGUGGAACUAACUUUAAAGUUUACACGAAUAAUAAAGUCGAAAUGCUGGGCUUGUAAGCUUUGUCAUUUUCUUUCGUAUUUGAUAUAAAGCUAUUUCGACACUGUAUAAGAUAUCGAUGAUUAUCGACAGCUAUUUCGUAGAGUUACACGAGUGUAUAAAUCCCACCCACAACCAUCCUCAAGGAUCGAAACUAUUCCUUUAUUUAUAUGUAUUUAUCGAUGAUGUGUUUGUUCAGUUUGAGAAGUUUGUGAAUAUAUUUCCGGUCUCCGAUUUAUAUAAACACGAUUCAUUUAACUAAUUUAAUACUACUCUUUAAAUUUACAUUCCAUUUACUGUUACAGUACUCGGCGAUAGAUAUUCCAUAUCGACCUUUGAAAAGAAACAAUUUGUUAAAUUCGACUUUGUAGAGCAUUUUCUCUACCGUACACAACACUAAUAGUCCGGUGUCUAUUAAGACCGCAAUAGAACAAAACCUGUAAACGUCACAUAGGUAGUGUGUGAUAGACAGUUUGUUGCUUUCCCAAAAACUAUGUGUAAUAUUUAUCACUAGGUACUGUAUCAUACUUUUUACUUAUUAGUUACAUUUCAGUAUUGCACUGCAUUAUACAUCAUGUUAUUCAUUUGGCAUCUAGUAGCGAGGCUAAUAAAAGUUAAGACGCAACACCUAAUGGUGAAGAUAUCAGCAACCAUUCUCCGGUCCAUUAGUAUUAUAGUAAGGAGUCGUUAACUGCUUCUGCGUUUCGACUCAGAAGAUGGUAGUAAUGGCAAGUAAACUUUUUAUGCUUGGUUAGCAUAGAAUAACGCCUAUAGCAUAAGCUGCAAUUGACUCGUGAUAUUUCAGUACUGAUGAUGCGUAAUGUAUCACAAUCACUUUUGCCGUGUCAUGUUACGGCAUCAUAUGCCGAUAGUCCUGCUGGUAGUGUACCCAGGCGAUAAAGACUGCGCAGUCUGUAGCGACCGUUAUCUUGAUACAUUGAUCACAUACCAAUCGUUUGGAGGUAGCAAUAAAUUAACGCACUCUUAAUAAAUACGCUUCGUAUUAUUGAUGUUAAAAAUGUAAAUAUUAUUUAUUAUUCUUUUAUUUUCAAAAUUUACUUUUUCACAUCAAAAUCUGUAUCGUUUCUGUGCAUGUUAAGCUAUGUAUGUACAUUAUACGUGACAAAUAAAAUCUCUCUACGUUUUUUAAACAGAGUUUUACUUUGAACCCUGUUCUUGUUUUCAGAUUUCACGUUUUCCGGACUUGGAUUACUUUGCUUUUCAGGUAUAUGAAUGAAUUUUGCACGUACGUGGUUUUUCAGUUCUGCUUAAAUAAAUGCCCAGCCCACCAAAUGGUAAACAGUUACCGUAAUCCAUAUGCAAAACAAUAAGCGAUUGUGAGGUUAAUUUAAUCAGAAUAACGGGUCAUCGUUUGAACGCGUGAGCCCUAUGUGGUAGACCACGGAGUAUGUAAUAAUUGAGAAUCGAAAUUAUUAUGAAGAUAAUAAUUUACUCAAAUUUUGAAACAAAAUUCAUUUUGUCAGUGCAUUGUAAAUUAAGAUUAAAUUGAUUUCAAUACAAUUUCAAAGCUUAAAACGGAUUAAAGCUUUUACACUUUUGCUGGGAAACGAAAUUUAAAAUUCUAUGACAGUAUUGAUGUCAGCGGAAGCCAGAAUUAAAGAUGCCGGGACAUCGUGAGAUGCAUCAAGUUUGCCCCCUCCAACACUACAUAACGAUCACGACUACUCUAUCAAAAGUGACAUGACUGAGAAGAAGAAGAAACCAAAAAUGGUCACUCAACCAUGAAAAUGAGAAAGACAUGAAAUUUCUGUUUAAACAAUUUAUUUAAAUAAACAAAAACAAACGUUUCACAAAAGGUAUGAUAUUGAAAAAGCUCAAAAUCAAAUUCAAACAAUAAAACAAAAAACGGAAUUACAAAAAAUUGUAUACGAAUUAAAAA